This is a messenger RNA of Epithele typhae, 1527 nucleotides long. Its product is annotated as Six-hairpin glycosidase-like protein. The record is from RefSeq and is a predicted model, not a curated record. Gene Ontology annotation, biological process: carbohydrate metabolic process. Lineage: Eukaryota; Fungi; Basidiomycota; Agaricomycetes; Polyporales; Epitheliaceae. The transcript has 14 exons. Bases 1 to 1527 code for a protein of 508 amino acids.
AUGAAGCUCGGCCUUGGUCUCGCAAAGCUCGCGCCGCUAGUCUCGCUCACCGCGGUCGCAGUCGCGGCAGCAGACUGCCCCGACUACACCACGUUCUCGCAGAGCCCACAAGGCAGCCCGUCUUCGGGACCUCUGGCGUUGCCGUACAUGCGCCCCGCGCCGGAAUGCCGGACGUUCAAUAGCACGGCGGUAGAACAAGUCAUUGAAGACAUGAAAAACCGCUUGAAGGAUCCCGACUUGGCACGUCUAUUUGAGAACACGUUCCCCAACACGCUCGACACUACUGUCAAGUACUUCAAUGAGACGGAGAAUCUGGCCUUCAUCAUCACUGGCGUAUGUUCUUCCGCUCAGUGGUUGCGCGACACGGCCAACCAGUUCGCUCAUUACCACACUUUGCUAUCAAGUGACAAAGAGCUAGCGACACUCGUGAAGGCAGUCAUCAACAACGAAGCGCGUUACGUCUCUCAGUACCCCUACUGCGGCGCUUUCCAGCCUCCCCCCGAGAGCGGACUCGCGCCCUCUCACAACGACUGGGCGGACGGCGUGACGGUGAACCCUCCUGUCAACAACCAGACCGUCUUUGAGUGUAAAUAUGAGAUCGACUCGCUCUGCGGUUUCCUGAAGCUCUCCCGAUCAUACUACAAUGCCACCAAAGACGACUCUUUUAUGAACGACAACUGGUUCUCAGCCAUCGACCAGAUCUUCAACGUCAUCUGGGAGCAGUCCCAAUCUACGUUUGACGACGACUACAACCUGGUAUCGUACUACAACUGGACGGGUGGAAAUGGUGCACUCUCUCCCGCCGUUCCUAACCGCGGAAACGGCGAGCCGAAGUUGUACACUGGUCUUGUGGGUACGCACCAUCGGCCAUCCGAUGAUCUAAGCACGUUCGCCUUCUUGACGCCCGCGAACGCGAUGUUGAGCGUCGAACUUACACAUCUGGCCAAGGUCCUCGACGACACCAAGAAGGCUCAUAACAUCAGCGCAGCGGCAAAGAAGUACAGCUCCGUGAUUGAGAAGGCCAUGUGGAAGACGACUGUGGUGAACAACAUUUUCGCGUACGAGACGAAUGGUUUCGGGGGGAGAUACGUAAUGGACGACGCCAAUGUGCCCUCGCUGCUCUCGCUCCCGUACUUAGGCUUCCUCGACAAGGCACAUCCGGCUUAUGUGGCAACGCGCAAAGUCCUUUUGUCGAGGCACAACCCCUACUUUUCAGCAGGGAAAACCUUCAGUGGCGUUGGCGGGCCACAUGUCGACGCGUGGCACCCAUGGCCCAUGUCGCGGAUUUCUGCGAUCUACGGGACCGAUGACGACGACGAAAUCAUGACGUCGCUCUACAUGAUCGCCAACAACACGGCUGGUCUCGGCCUAAUCCACGAGUCCGUGUCCAUCUACAAUGGCACCGACUACACGCGCCCGUGGUUCGCGUGGGCGAACAGCUACUUUGCAGAAAUGCUCCUGGACCUCGCGCAACGCAAGCCGCACCUUGUGUUGAAGGACGGCAAGCCGUAUGUCCCCGGCGCAUGA